UCAUUUUCUUAUGAGAAGAGUUUAAUUUUAAUAAGUCCACUUUAUUCAUUUUUUUUUUCUUUUAUGGUUAGUGCUUUUGUGUUUGGUUAAGAAUUCUUUACCUACCCCAAGGUUGUAUUUGCAAAGAUAUAUUCCUUUGUUUUCCUUCUGGAAGCUUUAGAGUCUUAGUUUUUAUUUGUAGACCCGCAAUCCAUCCUGAACUAAUUUGUUUGUAUAGUGUGAGGCGAGACUGAGGUGGUUCUUUUUCAUUCUGCUAUCCAAUUGGUCCAGCACCAUUUAUUGAAAAGACUUUCCUCCUUCGAAUUGGUACUUUCUUGUAAAUCAAGUGGACUGUUGGAAUUCUCUACUCUGUUUUUUUGUCUGUUCUUAAGCCAGUACCACACUUGUCUUCAGUUCUGUAGUUUAUCACUCUUGAAAUCAGGUAGUGUAAGCCUUCCAUCUUCAUUCUUUUUUUGACCAUUCUGGCCCUUUGCAUUUCCUAUACAAAAGAUUUUAGGAUGAGCUGCUCAAUUUCUACAAAAAAAGCCUGGUUGGAUUUUGAUUAGGACUACAUUAAAUCUCAAACUGGGGACUACUGACAUCUUAACAAUAUUAGUCUUUGUUAGGUCUUCGUUUUUCUCACCAGUGUUUUAUAGCUUUUAGCAUUAAUGUUUUACACACAUUUUAAAAGACUUAUUCCUAUAUAUUUUAUGUUUUUGAGUCUAUUAUAAAUGGUAGUUUUUACACUUUCAAAUCUUGUUUACAUUUUUAUAUGCAAUUUUAAAUAUUGAUCUGCGAUCUUACUAAAUUAACUUAUUCCAGUAAAUUUUUGGUAGAUGCCUUGAGAUAUUCUGUAUAUAUAAACAUCAUCUAUCAAUAGUUUUACUUUAUCUUUCUAAUUUCUGUGCCCUUUUUUCUUACAUUACUGAACUGGCUAUGACAUUCUAAAAUGUUGAAUAGAAGUGAUCAGAGCAGAUAUCCUUGUCUUGUUCCCAAUUUUCACAGGAAAAUGUCUUUCACAAAUAUAAUAGCUAUAGAUUUUUCAUAGGUCCUUUACCAGUUAAGGAAAUUUCUCUCAAUUUCUACUUUGCCAAGAAGUUUUUAUCACGAAUGAGUGUUUAAUUUUCUCAGAAGCUUUUUCUGCACCUUUCAGGAUAAUCCUACAGUUUGUUUUCCUUCAUUCUGUGUAUGUAAAUAUGUCUCUUUUUCAUUUGUUGGCACUUUCUCCUCACCUCAAAUUAGGGAAAAGACUACUAUUUUACUCAGUUGUAACACUUGAACAUCUUGGCAUCAUUCAUGGAAUGGAGGUCUCUUCAGGAGUUUAAUUUAGACACUUUGAAUUAGAAAAUCUCCAUAAAACACUUUAUAAACUAAAAAGCACCAUAUGUAUUUAGGUAGAAUUAUUUGACCUAAGCAGCAUACCUGCUCCCCCAAAUUUCUCUUAAUCUCUGAAACUUCUACCAUUAGGCUGCUUUUAAAAAAAUCAGUCUGUGGAGAGAUGGGCAUGUUAUAUUUUCUGAUUCUGGAGGGAGUGGAAACAAAACAGGCAACUGUUUAUGGUAAUAGAGUAAGCUGGUAUAGGUCUGUGAUGCUGUUGUCAAAGACUUGUGGGAGAACUAGACCCUGGUUGACUGGGUAGCCUGUUCCAGAUUGUGUAAUGGCGAGAGAAGAUCUCCCUCAGGUGAGUGGCCUGGUUCACUUUCUCAGAAAUGACAAACAGAGCCAUGGUUUUGGAAACCACAGACGACUGAACUUGAGCAGUGUCAUCUCUCUGGUGGUUGAGUCAUCUCGGGAGCUGGGUUCAGUAGCUUGGGGCUGUGAAUGAGGUCUCAGGAACUGUUGAGCAUGAUUUCUGAUUGGUACUUUCUUGGUCAUUGUAUGCUUAAACCCCUUCCUUUAAGUGCAAAACUAAUGUUGAUGACAGUCAUUGAGAGCUCAGAAGCAAUCUCUAGUUUAAAUGUCCUUUGAAUACUAAACCUUUUAUAAGCGUGUUUGCUAAACAGUCAUCCCAUACAUAUUUAGACCUUUCUGAUGGUGGUACAAACACUAGCUCCUAAACUAACACAGCUUGCUUUUUAACAACUCCCAUUCUUAUGACCCUUUAACCGUUUGUCUUAUGAAGCCCUUUCCCAUAUUUGUUGCUUCUUUAGGUAUAUUCCUAUUUAUUGAUAUCUUCCUUAAAAUUUGGUAGCAAAACCUGAAUGACUAGUACAAAGUAUGGGGAUUCCUUUCUCCUUAAUUCUGAACAUGAUACUUGUAUUAUCUUUUCCUACCAAAAUGAUGAAGUGAAUACAGAUGUAUAGUUUGCAGUAAAUAAGAAGACACAUUGUGAGGGAGGGAUAUAUGGAAAUAUGCAUCACCAGAAUAUUAAUUUACAAGCAAACUUAGGGCAUUGGGUAAAAAUUAAUGGUAGCUAUAUGGAAAACUAAAUCAUUUCAGUGUAACCUAAUUUUUUCAAGAAUGUUGUAAGGAUCCAGAGGAAGUAGUGUACAUAUAUCUUGACUUUCUCAUGCCAUUGAUUUAAUUAAGUGUAAUAUAAUCAUCAGUGGCUCAGGGAAACAUAGUUUAGUUCAGAUGAUACCACAGUUAUAUAGUGAGAAGACCAUACAGAGACAUAAAGGAUUUGGUGCUGGUGUGGAACAACUCUUUUCAGUUAACCUUUCAGAGAAUAGUCUGGGAUACUAUUUAAUCAGUUUUAAUCCCUGACCAGUAAUGUAUUGUGUGUAUGUUUAUUUGUGUGCCAGAGAUGCUGGAUAAAUUAGGUACUUAGAAAUUGGACAAGUCAAAUGCAGGCUAAUUAAUUUUGUAAGUAGGAAGUUCAAAUUAGAGAAUGAUUGGCUCUGUGCCUGUUCCUGGCAGAAAAAGCCCCAGUGCCGUGAUGAAUCACAAUGCAGUUGAGCCAUCAGUAACUGUAAUAUAAGUACAUGCAGAAUACCACAUUUCAUAAGUCAGUGCUCAGGUUAAGAAUACUUAUAUGAGGCUGAGAACAGGUAAAAGAGUGAAGGCUUACAAUAGAUAACUUUUGCAACAGAAGCAAUGAAUCAUAGAAUUAGAGAGUUACUAUUUUGCAACAUACCAAGAGGGGAGAGAUAUGAAAAGGAAUAAUUAGAAGUAUUUUGUAUUAAGUAGGAUGGCUAAAAUGCUGUAAAAAUUGACAAAAAAUUUAAUGGCGCAAAUCCAAUACAAGUUUAUUUCUCUCACUUAACAGUCUGAAUGGGUAUAUCAGGUCACUGGGUGGCUCUGUAAACAAGUGUCUGAAGACCAGAAUUUGUCAAGAGGAUACAGGAGCCAGCUUGGAGGAACUCUGACAGCACACAUUUAGAAAAAUGGAACCGAGAAAGUAAGAUAAUUGAAGGCCAUAAAACCGAAGUAAAAUAGGAAGGUUAUCGGCCAAGAAAGACCUACUGGAGAAAGCAGAGGAUGGAAAAUAAGCGAAGCAGUGUUUUAUCGUAUGUACUUCAGCAAGCCUUCUGAAAUUUAACUAAAAAUAUGACUGCUCUUUCUUCAGAGAACUGCUCUUUUCAGUACCAGUUACAUCAAACAAAUCAGCCCUUAGAUGGUAACUGUCUCCUAUUCUUAAUUAUAUUUGGAAAAAUAUUAUUAAAUAUUCUCACAUUAGGAAUGAAAAGAAAAAGCACCUAUCAAAAUUUUAUGGAAUAUUUUUGUAUUUCGCUAGCAUUCAUUGAUCUUUUACUUUUGGUCAACAUUUCCAUUAUAUGCUACUUCAGAGAUUUUGUACUUUUAGGCAUUAGGUUUACUAAAUAUCACAUCUGCCUGUUUACUCAAAUUAUUUCUUUUACUUAUGGCUUUUUGCAUUAUCCAGUUUUCCUGAUAGCUUAUAUCGAUUAUUACUUGAAUUUCUCUAAAACCACCAAGCUUGCAUUUAAGUGUAAAAAAUUAUUUUAUUUCUUUACAGUGAUUUUAAUUUGGAUUUCAGUCUUUGUUUAUGUUUUGGGAGAUCCGUCUAUCUCCCAAAACCUGAAUGCACAGAAUGUUAAUUCUUAUCAGUGUCCUUUCUAUAUCAGCAUUCAAAGUUACUGGCUGUCAUUUUCCAUGGUGAUGAUUUUAUUUAUGGCUUUUAUAACCUCUUGGUCAGAAGUUAUCACCUUGGUACAAGCUAUUAGGAUAACUUCCUAUAUGAAUGAGACUAUCUUAUAUUUCCCCUUUUCAUCCCACUCUAGUUAUACUGUGAACUCUAAAAAAACACUCUUGCCCAAGCUCAUUAUCUGCUUUCUCGGUACCUGGCUACCAUUUGUAUUGUUUCAAGUAAUUAUCCUUAUACUUAAAGUAGAGAUUCCAGGAUAUAUUGAGAUGAACAUUCCGUGGUUGUACUUUGUCAAUAGUUUUCUCAUUGCUACAGUUUAUUGGUUUAAUUGUCACAAGCUUAAUUUAAGAGACAUCGCAUUACCUGUGGAUCCAUUUGUCAACUGGAAAUGCUGCUUCAUUCCACUUGCAAUUCAUAAUCUUGAGCAAAUUGAAAAGCCUAUAUCAAUAAUAAUCUGUUAAUAUGUUGCCAUGGUAAAAAUAGUUAAAACUUACAGCUACAAUAAGAAUCAUCAUUUUACAAACAGGAAAGAAUGAUGACUCAGGACCUAUAAAGAAUGAACUGAACCAAAGCAGCCUCCUCCCCCUAGUAAUCUUCAGAAUGUGUCUCUUGGGGCUACGAUAUUAUUUAGGUUUUUUUUUUUUUUUAAACAAAAUAAUUCCAAGAAAAAUGUUUAUACCUCUUCAGAAAAACUGCAUGUUACAAAUAUUAAUUUAAUACAAAAGUGAAAUAAACGAGUUGACAUUUGACCAUA
Molecule: messenger RNA, 4778 nt
Organism: Pteropus alecto (black flying fox)
Lineage: Eukaryota; Metazoa; Chordata; Mammalia; Chiroptera; Pteropodidae
Gene: GPR160
Product: G protein-coupled receptor 160
Exons: 3
Coding region: 3469-4485 (338 amino acids)
Cellular component (GO): plasma membrane; signaling receptor complex
Source: RefSeq, a predicted model, not a curated record